AUGGGGUCGACAACCCCGAUGUGGAGUCCUGGCCCCCGGGCCUGGUCCCGGUCCGGGCUCCAUCACCUUGGACUGCUCCAACUCCUGACCGGGCUGCUGGCCCUGACGACCGGGGUUGCCACUGCGGGGCUACCAAAGACACUCCCUUACGUGCCGACUACGAUCUUACUCCCUACAAAGGAUCAGAUCCCUAUAGGGGGGAAGGCGAAAGGGCCGGAAGUGGCCUACAUCUUCGCCCCUGGUACUGAGGACAAUGGGGAAGAAGUGGAGUUUCUGAAGGUGAAUCUCACCUCCAAACUAAAGGCUGACAACCUCGCCCCAACGAGGGUAACCAAAUCCCUUCCCUUCGUCAGCAAAGGCUCCAUCAACCAGGCAUUUGCGCCACUCAUUCUCGAAAACGGCACGCUGGCUAUCGUCAAGGGGGACUGCUCCUCCUCUUCAACCACCCCCGAACUCUGGAAAUAUAACCCUCUCGACCCAAAAGCCGAAUGGACCCAUCAGCAAAUCACCAUCCCCCAUUCUUUCAGCUACGACAAUGGUUUCCCCGCCCACCUCGGUGCAGCUUUCUCCUUCUCCCCCCAACUCGCGCCGUCCCUGUCCUCGCCUGAAAUCUACCUCUACGCGGGCAUGUGCCCUAAUGAAACCGCCAAAGCGCUGCCAUCUUCAUCGUGGCAGUCAGCCGCAACAUACUCCAAUGCCAUGAUCCGUCUCUCCCCGGUAACCAGUCCGUCAUCCUCUGCGGUGGAGGAGUACGCCCCCAGCGUGGUGACACCUCCGAAUGCUAGUAAAAACAAUGGCGGGGGAUUUACACCUCUGCCCGAGGCAGGCUUCUCCCUGACGCAGUUGACGCCCUCCCUGAUUAAGUUAGGCGACGGCACGGUGACCCAACAAACGCGCCAUCUGCUUCUGGGUGGACAUACCGCCGAAGCGUUUGUGAACAUGUCCACGGCCGCAUUGUUCAGUCUUCCGGACGAGACCUGGCGGUAUGUGAGUAUCGCUGGGCCGAUCCCCUCAGGUGGGGAAGUGCUUCUGGGGGAAGUGGAGAGUCGGUCGGGACAUACGGCUGUGCUGAGUGAAGAUGGGAAGAAGAUUGUUGUCUUCGGUGGUUGGGUCGGCGAUAUAUACACGGCGGCGCAGCCGCAGUUGGUUGUAUUGGAGGUUGGGGUUGGGGGUGAUGGAUGGGUGUGGGAAGUCCCUGCAGUGAGCAAUGGAUUUCAAGGAGGAGUCUUUGGCCAUGGAGCGGCUGUGUUGCCGGGGAAUGUGAUGAUGGUGUAUGGGGGGUAUGAGAUCGGCGAGGAGAGGAGGGUUCGCAAGAGGGGGGUUGAGCAGGGCGUUAUGUUCUUCAAUAUUACGGCUAUGAAAUGGCAGGCCGAGUAUAUCAAUCCUCUGCAGCAGCCCCUCAACCCUAAACAGGAUCCCUCCAACAACCCCUCAUCAAACCCUACCCCUGAAGACACCUCGGGCUCCAUCAACCACAAGCGCGACCUAGCUCUCGGCCUAGGCAUCGCCCUCGGCGUGCUCUUCCUCUCCAUCGUAGCAUUUUUCGUCAUCCGUUCCCUGCUCCAGCGCCGCAAACGCCGUGCAGCCCGCGAUGCCGCCAUCCGCAGCCUUUCACAAGGCUUUAACGGCUCCUUGCCACGCGGCCUAUCCGACGACGAUGCCAUGCUGGAGCAAGACGGCGGCGACCUGUCCUUCCCCUGGCCAUGGAACGGGGAUACCGCACGAGCAUGGUACACUGGUGGCGAGGAUCCGUAUGCGUCAGGGUCAAGGUCGCUUGGGUACGAGAGCUUGCGACGUGGGAAGUUGGGCAGUUCGCUGUACAUGCCUCCUCCUCCGCCGGCGAGUUCGGGGAAUGGACGGCCCAGGGCUGCAAGGGGGCUGUUUCACCCUGGCCCAGGGGGAGGGUACGAUUUCUCUCCGUUGGGACGUAGUCGCGGGAUUGAGCCUAUCUAUGAGGCAGACGAGGAGGAUGAAUAUGAUGAGAAGGGCCUGAAGAAGGAGACUUUGGCUGAGAAACACCCCCUCAGCCCGACGAAUGAGGAAGAGACGGAGGAUGAUGACCCGUUUGUUACCCCAUCUACUGCGACUUCACCUACGACGAGUCUGCUUGUUCCCCGGACUGUGAGCCCCGUGACACCAAGCAAUAAGAGCCUUGAAGAGCAGGCUCAGACCCAGCCCCAGCCCCAGCCCCAAGCUCAAGUCCAGUCCCGCCGUGAAGGGCAACAACAAGACCCUGACGUCCGAGGCUGGGUUUCCGACGUCGACGCGACAGAAACGGAGCUCGUACGUCGCCUGUCCCAAAGCGGAAGCAGACCUGGCGCUCCCUUACGCCGUGUCUCAACCAAAUCAGCCUCCGGCAAAGCCCCCGCCACACCAAAAGCCGAAUCCGAUCGCACAGGCAGCGAUCUCUCGGAGAAGAGCGCAUUCAGCUUUGCCAAGAGCAGCGACGAACACACCCAGAGCGGCAGCAGCAGCAGCAGCAGCAGCAGGAUUCUCUCCAAACUUCGCCUACCUUCAGAUGCUAAGGGUGAUAGCAAUCCUAGCUUGAGCAGCAGCAACAGCAGUGCCGGGGCGUCAUUUAGCACGGCGAAGUCACAUCUACGAGACUUUGCUACGCUACGGGCCGAAGGGCCGAGGCUGCUUUUGGGUCGUGGGCUGGAUGACAGUAGCGACUCGUCAUCUUCUGACGAGGAAGAUGACCUCGAGAGGGAAGUGGAGGAGACAGAGGAUGGGUAUGUUCAGGUGCCGGGCAGCCCGAGCAAGAGCAAACCGAGGAGACGCAGUUGGCUGGGGAGUUUACGGAGGGUAUUUUCUGGCGGGAGCGCCUCGAUGCCAUCUGCUCCUGGGGAGUCAGUCUCCAAGGACAAGAAUGCUCAUGUUGGAGAGGGCACAUCCACAAAUUACGACCUGGAAGGUGUUGUCGGCAGCGCACUGCUACAGCGGAGGAGGCAGGCGUGGUUGGGUUAUGGCUUUGAGACGGAAGAUGGGACAGGAGAUGACGACGAUGGCGUGGAGAGGGCUGUGGAAGGCAGGCUGGUGCAGGUCAUGUUUACCGUGCCAAAGGAACGGCUCAGGGUGGUGAAUGCUGAUAUUGAGAAGGAGGAGGAGGCGGUGUUGGUUAAUGCAGACGAUACAGAACCACGAGAUCAGGAGCCCGAGGAAUCACAGCCGAAGACAGAGGGCAAAACAGAAGAGACGCGCGACGAGCCCAAGUCAACACCAAGCGACCCCUCCUCGCCCCCCGAAACAACAACCGCAGAUCUCAGCUCAACCACUACUCGACUCACCACAUCCACACUCACAGCAACCAUCACGACCCUAACCUCCCCAACGACAACAGCCUCAAACUUCCAACCCCCAACACCCACCCUCCAAGUCCCCACCCCAACCCUCCAACGCACAAUCUCACCUUCCCCCUCAAUCCUUACAGCCUCCUCCAGCUCCUCCCACGUAGGCGAAACUGUCCGUCCCGAGCGGCCACGCACACGCGUGCUCGACAUGGUCGAGACGUUCGAAGCUAGGGCACGGGCCGCAUCGGCGGGCAACAUGCCUGUGGGGAGUCGGUCUGGAACACCGAGUCCUACUAGACGGGGGACAGCAGGACCUGGGGCUGGGACCGGGACUUCUGGGACAACGCCAGGGGCUAGGAAGUGA
Thermochaetoides thermophila DSM 1495 is the source of this 3654-nucleotide messenger RNA. RefSeq lists its product as uncharacterized. NCBI's taxonomy places the organism in Eukaryota, Fungi, Ascomycota, Sordariomycetes, Sordariales, Chaetomiaceae. The coding region runs from base 1 to 3654 and encodes 1217 amino acids. The transcript has a single exon. The record is from RefSeq and is a predicted model, not a curated record. Gene Ontology annotation, molecular function: protein binding.